Procambarus clarkii (red swamp crayfish) is the source of this 2252-nucleotide messenger RNA. RefSeq names its product forked end (gene fend). The record is from RefSeq and is a predicted model, not a curated record. NCBI's taxonomy places the organism in Eukaryota, Metazoa, Arthropoda, Malacostraca, Decapoda, Cambaridae.
GGCUUGGCCUUCGUGGUGAGCACAUUCUCGCGUCCGCUUCCCGCGUGUGACCGCUUGGGACCCUCCACUUUGCCUUCCUUCCGCGCGGUGCCUUAGUGAAAGCCGGCCGCGAGUGCGGGGGAAAAAAGGCCGAGUUUUUAGGGAAAUUUGAGCAUGGAUACGACGGUGUGGAUCCUGGCGGCGCUGACGGCGGCCGCGGUGUCGUGUUCUGCAGUAGACUUGCAGUCAGCCUUUAAGAUGGCUCAGUGUAGAGCCUAUUGCUUAGACCAGCAUGAAAAGGAAAUCACGGAGCAGAAUGACGCCAGUUGCCACCAAAACGCCGACUGCUUUGGGUGUUGGGAGACGUGUGACCUACUGGCUACCAACUUCCCUAUAUGGAGCAUCACCUGCGGCCAGCGGGAUAUAUGUGAGGCGGGAUGUGAAGCGGCGUGUGCUUUCCAUUCGUCGCACCCGAAGUCUGUGGUGCCACUCAGUCAACACAACUCCCGCCUUACCCUCGUCUUCAGUGGUUCUGCAGCACAAUGGACACUUUCCUGGGGCCGCGAGGCCACCAGGGAGCACGUGGUCUUCGCCCUCUUCACCCGGACUCCCGGCAAGUCCUGGAGCCUUCGCCUCCAGACAGCGGAUUUCGGUGCUGGUUUAGACGAUGUCCCAAGCGGGUCAGACAUGAAACUAGUGGCUGUGGCUGAGUCGGGUGUUCUCUCUGUCAUCAUUACCCCCUACGCUCCACCUGUUCAUUCCAAGGGCAUAACGAAGCCUCCGCUUGGCUCGUCCCGCUCACAUUCUUCUGGUGAGCGCUCCGAGGUUAAUGGUAUUGAAGGUGAUGCAGCAGCGAUGUGGCCAUUACUCCAUGAGGCGGAAGUGGAGGACUCUGGUUUAGUCGCCGCUCGUGUAUGGUGGGUGCCACAGACUCCUCGGGGCGGUGACUACCUGGUUACUUGGGAGGUAGAGGGCGGAGGGCUGAAGGGCCACCUGUACACCGACUUGCCUGAGGUUGACCUGACUCUCUGGCCCGAGACUGUGUACCACGUGCAGGUGGAGCUGGUCACAGGCCCACGCGGCGAAGCUGUCUGUUCCGCUCAACUGACGCUUGAUACUCACAAUAUCACUCUUGCUGCCCAUGCCCGCCAGAAUGACAUCACGCCGACGCUGCCUCUUGUUCAUAAAGCUGUGACACCGGUACAGCUGGAGGUAGUGUUGGGCAUAGGGGCAGGCAUUUUGUCGGCACUUCUAGUGGUGAUAGUGCUGAUAUGGAGGCGAAAACAGGCUAGUGGACUUGCCUAUGACGCCACUUCUCCCUCAUCCGCUAAGUGGGGUACGUGGAACCGUACUCUGUCGGACCUCACUCUGGACGAGUCCCUAGUUGUCAAGAAUCAUAAACUACCAGAGUCCAAUGUUGGCUUGUCCACGUCCGCACGUACACCACCCUUCCCCGUCUACACCUUGGCUCCACCCACAGAUCCUUCAUCAACCCUGUUGAGACUGGCACGCCCCACCCACAGCCACGUCAACCUGUAUAGCGUGGUACCGCCUAACCAAGAGUCGCGCAGUGUCUCCAUCAUUUAGAUGCUGCAAGAUGGGACCCGAAGAACCUAUGGUCUUCCACCAACAAUAUUUUAUGGCUCAAGUUUGAAUGAUGUCAUUUGUACCUGGGCACCUUGGUUACCUUGAGGUUACCAUGAGGUGCUUCCGGGGCUUAGCGUCCCCGGUCGUCGACCAGGCCUCCUGGUUGCUGGACUGGUCAGCCAGGCUUGUGGAUGCGGCUGCUCCCAGCCUGACGUAUAAGUCACAGCCUGGUUGCGUCACAGUCUGGCACAAUGAUGGUUUGUGCGUCACUUGUGCGUCAUGGGCAGGCCAUGCGUGUGUCAAGGAAGACGAGCUGGUUGAGUAAAGGUAGGCACAAGUUUUUUGUAGGGUGCAGUUGUGUGUGACUUGACUGAUGUGUGUGGCAGGUUAAGCUUUGUAAGCUUCACGGAAGGUUGGAACAAUGUGUGCUAUCAAAUAUAAAGUGGCUGUGCCAAAGACAGCAGAAGCCAUGUGAGUAAAUGUACACUGAAACCAUGUGUGGCAGUGUGGACUAAAGUAGUGUAAAUUACGACUAUGACCGAUAUUUUUUUAAUUUUUGGAGCAAGAUAAGGUGUGAAAUUCCUGUAAAUCGCUCUUUGAAUUUUCCCAUGGAUUUUCCUAUAGAAUGUAAAGGAUGCGACUACAACCAAGUAUUUUCCAAAUUUAGGGAGAGAUAAUCCCCCCCC